CGAUGAAGUCCAGUUCCUCUUCCGAAGUUUACAGUUACACUACACCGAUCAUCUAAACAAAACAUUGGUGCGAGCGCGACGGACACUGCAGCGAGCGAAGUGAAGUUGGAUUCACAUGGCGAAGAAUUACACGGCAGCGGCGGCGGCGACGGCGCCGCUGUCACGGUUCGGCGUGCUGGUGGCGCAACUGGAAUCAAUAGUGGCCUCUGCAGCCCACAAAUCUCCGGAGCCACUCCUCUGCUUCGAUCUACUCUCCGAUCUCAUCUCCGCCAUCGACGAGGACACCAAGGAGAAUAUUUUGUUGUGGCAAAGGAGAUGUGAGGAUGCAUUAUAUUCCCUACUUGUUAUUGGUGCACGGCGGCCUGUGCGUCACUUGGCAUCAGUGGCGAUGGCAAAGAUCAUAUCUAAGGGAGAUGCGAUAUCGAUCUACUCUAGAGCAAGCAGCCUUCAGGGAUUUCUUUCUGAUGGGAAGAGGAGUGAACCUCACAAAAUUGCCGGUGCUGCGCAAUGCUUGGGAGAAUUAUAUAAGCACUUUGGAAGAAGAAUUACUUCAGGUUUACUUGAAACAACAAUCAUAGCAACUAAGCUUAUGAAAUUCCAUGAGGAGUUUGUAAGGCAAGAAGCAUUAUAUAUGCUUCGGAAUGCUUUAGAAGGCUCUGGUGGUAGUGCUGCUUCAACAGCAUAUUCAGAGGCGUUUCGUCUUAUAAUGAGAUCUGCCACUGGGGAUAAGUCGUUUGCUGUGAGAAUAGCUGCUGCAAGAUGUUUGAAGGCAUUUGCUAGUAUCGGUGGUCCCGGCUUAGGUGUGGCAGAACUUGACAAUUCAGCAUCUUAUUGUGUCAAGGCCCUUGAAGAUCCGGUUUCAUCUGUUCGGGAUGCCUUUGCUGAGACAUUGGGUUCCUUGCUUGCUCUUGGAAUGAAUCCUGAGGCACAGGUUCAACCAAGGGGAAAGGGUCCUUUGCCUCAAGCUAAAGUACUAGAAGGUGGUUUGCAGAAGCAUUUGAUUUUGGCCUUCACAAAAGCAAGUGGAGUACGGUCCAGGGUUGUCCGGGUUGGCCUAACACUGUCUUGGGUAUUCUUUUUACAGGCCAUUCGUAUAAAAUAUCUGCAUUCGGAUAGCGAGCUUCAAAAUUUUGCUUUGCAAGUUAUGGAAAUGCUCCGCGCUGAAACUUCUGUUGAUGCCCAUUCGUUGGCAUGUGUUCUUUAUGUUCUUCGUGUCGGUGUAACAGAUCAAAUGACUGAACCGACUCAAAGGAAUUUCUUGGUUUUUCUAGGACAGCAGCUCCAGUCACCUGAAGCUGGUCCUUACAUGAAGGUGGCAGCCCUGCGUACUCUGUCUUAUACUCUGAAAACACUAGGAGAGGUUCCAAUUGAAUUUAAGGAUGUUCUUGACAACACUAUAGUUGCGGCGGUGUCACAUUCUUCAAAGCUAGUUCGAAUUGAGGCUGCUUUGGCAUUACGUGCAUUGGCUGAAGUUGAUCCAACUUGUGUUGGCGGUUUAACUUCAUACGGGGUGACCAAUCUUACCGCUUUAAGAGAGAGUGUUUCUUUUGAAAAGGGAAGCAAUUUACAGCUUGAGCUUGAUUCUUUGCAUGGGCAGGCUACUGUCUUGGCAGCUUUAGUCUCUGUUUCUCCAAAAUUACCUCUUGGUUACCCUGCAAGGCUUCCCAGAUUAGUUUUUGGGGUUUCAAAGAAAUUGCUGACGGAACAUAGUCGCAAUCCUGGGGCUGCUGCAGUUGAGAAAGAAGCUGGAUGGUUGCUUUUAUCAUCUUUAUUAGCUUCUUUACCAAAGGAGGAGCUUGAAGAUGACGUCUUUGACAUUCUUGCCUUAUGGGCCACCCUCUUUACUGGUAACCCCGAAAAUGAAAUUACAAAGACUGAAGAUUUAAUGUCAAGGAUAUAUGUAUGGUCUGCAGCUGUUCAUGCACUCACAGCAUUUAUAGAGUGCUUUAUAUCUCCUAAUGUUGUGAAUGAUGGUGUUCUACUUCAACCAGUUCUUGUGUAUCUUAAUAGUGCAUUAUCAUACAUAUCGGCACUAAGAGCCAAGGAACUACCACAUGUCAAGCCUGCAGUGGACAUCUUCAUCAUCAAAACUUUAAUAGCUUACCAAUCUCUUCCUGAUCCAGCGUCAUUUAAAAAUGACCAUCCUCAGAUUAUUCAACUUUGUACAUUUCCAUUCAGGCGUGCUUCAGAAUGUGAAGAAAGUUCGUGCUUAAGGUCGCUGUUAGACAAGAGAGAUGCAUGGUUGGGUCCAUGGAUUCCUGGAAGGGAUUGGUUUGAAGAUGAACUCCGAGCUUUUCAAGGCGGAAAAGAUGGCAUUAUGCCCUGCGUAUGGGAGAACGAAAUUUCUAGCUUUCCUCAGCCGGAGACGAUAAGCAAGACUCUGGUGAACCAGAUGCUUCUUUUAUUUGGGAUCAUAUUUGCUUCUCAGGAUAGUGGUGGUAUGCUCUCCCUUGUGGGAAUUAUUGAACAGUGUCUGAAAGCUGGGAAAAAACAACACUGGCGGUCAGCUAGUAUCACCAACAUUUGUGUGGGCCUACUUGCAGGCUUUAAGGCUCUGCUUUCUUUUCGAGCACAAACAUUAGGACAAGAGAUUUUGGGUUUGAUACAAUCUAUUUUUCAGAGUAUUUUGGCGGAGGGAGACAUUUGUGCAUCGCAGCGUAGAGCAUCAUCAGAAGGACUUGGAUAUUUAGCUCGAUUUGGAAAUGAUAUCUUUACUGCUAGAAUGACCAGAUCACUGCUUGGUGACCUAAAUGGAGCAACUGAUUCCUACUUUGCUGGAUCCAUUGCUUUGGCGCUUGGCUGCAUUCAUCGCAGUGCAGGAGGGAUUGCAUUGUCAACUUUAGUGCCUGCAACAGUGAGCUCUAUCUCUUCACUGGCUAAAAGUUCGGUAGUUAAUCUGCAGAGCUGGUCUAUGCAUGGCCUUCUUUUAACUAUUGAAGCUGCAGGCUUGUCCUUUGUUUCUCAUGUCCAGGCAACCCUUUCUCUUGCUAUGGACAUUCUUUUAUCUGAUGAGAAUGGUUUGGUAGACGUUCAGCAGGGAGUUGGCCGCCUUAUAAAUGCUAUAGUUACUGUUCUUGGUCCUGAGCUUGUCCCAGGAAGCAUCUUUUUCUCGCGCUCCAAGUCUGCCAUCGCUGAGAUAAGCUGCUGGCAAGAAACUUCAACAUUGCUUGAGAGUGCACGCUUCACUCAACAACUUGUUCUUUUUGCACCCCUAGCUGUUUCUGUGCACUCCCAUGUGCAGACUCUUCUCUCUACUUUGUCAUCAAGACAGCCAAACUUACGCCACCUUGCUGUGUCUACAUUAAGGCAUUUAAUUGAGAAAGAUCCGGCUUCUGUUAUUGUUGAGCAGAUUGAAGAUAACUUAUUCUUUAUGUUGGAUGAGGAAACAGAUUCAGAAAUUGGGAACUUGGUGCAAUCUACAAUUAUGCGAUUACUCUAUGCAUCAUGUCCGUCAUGUCCUUCGCAUUGGAUAUCAGUAUGUCGCAAAGUGGUCCUUGCGACAUCAAUGCGGAACAUUGAAAAUAAUAUUGCAGCAAAUGAUGAUAACGACUCAAGGUUGAACCUUGGGGAUGAAGAUAAUAUGGUUUCUGGCUCCAAUAGCUCGCAGAUUUACCAGUUUCAAGCUUCCAUUGCUGCUGCUAAUAGAGAGAAGUUCCUCAGAUAUAGGACAAGACUUUUUGCUGCAGAAUGUUUGAGCCAUCUACCAGAUGCUGUAGGAAGAAAUCCUGCUCAUUUUGACCUCCUUAUGGCAAGGAAAGAAAAUGCAAGUGGACGUGCUUCUAGUGAUUGGCUUGUUCUCCACUUGCAAGAGUUAAUAUCACUUGCUUAUCAGAUAAGCACGAUUCAAUUCGAGAGCAUGCAGCCAGUAGGUGUGAGUCUUCUUGGCACUAUUGUGGACAAGUUUGAGAAAGUAGCUGACCCUGAGCUUCCUGGACAUCUUCUACUGGAACAGUAUCAGGCCCAGGUCGUAUCUGCAGUUCGUACCACCUUGGACACAUCUUCUAGUCCUAGCUUAUUGGAGGCAGGCUUGCACUUGGCUACCAAGAUACUGACAAGUGGAAUGAUCAGUGGAGACCAAGCGGUGGUCAGGCGCAUGUUCUCAUUAAUUUCACGCCCAUUGAAUGACUUCGAGGACAUUUAUUAUCCUUCAUUUGCAGAAUGGGUCACAAGCAAGAUCAAAAUAAGACUUCUGGCUGCUCAUGCUUCUCUCAAGUGUUAUAUAUAUGCAUCCAUGAGGAAGCACCAAGAUGGUGUUCCAGAUGAGUACCUGGCAUUAUUACCAUUAUUCCAAAAGAGCUCAAGUAUUCUGGGGAAGUUCUGGCUCCAUACACUGAAGGAUUAUAGUUUUAUGUGCUUGUGCCUGAGCCCAAAGAGGAAGUGGAAUAUGUUCCUUGAUGGACUGCAGUCACCCAUUGUUUCUUCUAAGUUACGUCCAUGCUUAGAUGAAUCUUGGCCUGUAAUUUUGCAAGCACUUGCACUUGACGCAGUUCCUGUGAAUUCUGAAGGAAAUGAUUACCCGAAAGCCUUAGCUUCAAAUGCUGAAAAACAUGGUGUCACUUCAUGUCAAUAUAGCAUGGUUGAAUUGAAGUUUGAAGAUUUUAAGUUCUUGUGGGGCUUUUCUCUUCUUGGUCUAUUUCAGUCACAGCAUCCUAUCCUUUACCGACCUAUUAUACAGCUGGAUUUUGCUAAUGCUAAGCAUGGUGCGAACUCACCGAGUAAUGAAGUGAAACCCUCAGGCGUGAAAUUAUAUGAAAUUGUACUACCUAUGUUUCAAUUUCUUUCUUCUGAAAGAUUUUUCAAAGCAGGACUACUUACCGUGGAUAUUUGCAGAGAACUGCUGCUGAUUCUUUCAUAUUCGACAUACAUGGAUAAUUGUUGGAGUAGUCUUGCGAUGUCCAUUUUAUCACAGGUUGCGAGGAACUGCCCACAAGAAAUUUUCAAUUGUGAAAGUUUUGACUUGAUAACAUUGGAACUUUGUUUGCACUACCUUUUUAAAGUGUUUCAAAGUACUGACACAACAAACUGUGAAGUAAAUGUGAUGCAUUUAAUAUGUAGCACAACAAAGGCUAUUAUUAACCGUAUUGAGACCAAGGUGCAUAAGCAUUCAAAAUCCGUGGUUCUGGCAUUAGUCUUAAUUGGCUACAAGUGCGUUAGGGAUGCUUCAACUGAGGUAUACUUGUCAGAAGCCAUUGAAAUCGUCAACUGCACAAGUCCUUUAUUAAAGAAAAUAAUUGACGAUGAGGCUGGGCAUGGUGAUAGCAUUCUCCCUCUAAGAGAAAUGUUUGAAACUUGUUUGAGUGUGGUUGCUUCUCUGACUAAAGACUGCAUUGAGGGAUUCCAUUUGCAGGAGGUUAAAAGUUUCAACAAACAGAAACUAAUACAUACGAAGCUUGCAUUUUCUCUUGAACAAAUCAUAUCAAUUGCCAAACUGUCUCUUGAUAGUAAAUAUGUCGAAUGCGAAGCAAGCAUAUCCAUCCGUGUUAGUGCACUGAGAUGUUGUCUUCGAUGUAUCCAAGCUGUAAUUAGUGAUUCAAAUAUGCAGGUUCAAGUAAUAGGUUUGCAAUUUCUUAAAGCCAGGAUUCAAAGAGGUGUAAAUACAGAAGAUAACUCUUUCUUUAUGUUUCUUGUUGGGGAGCUAAUUAGCGAUAUUUUCACUUUGAUUCACAGAAUGCUAAAGAAUACUAUAACAAGAGAAUCUGUGAACAUUGCAAGUGAAUGCUUGAGUCUCAUGGUGUUGUUACAAACGCUAUCUAAAGAUAAUGACUGCCAGAGAAGUUUUAUGAACCUACUUCUGGAGGCCAUUGUUAUGAUUUUCUUGUCAACAGGAGAUGGAUUCUCUCAGGAUGUCAGUGAUUUAAGAAACACAGCUAUUAAGCUUGUUUCUCGCCUUGCUCAAAUUCCUUCAUCAGCCAAUCAUUUCAAGGAUGUUUUACUCUCAAUGCCUCCGCUACACCGCCAGCAACUUCAGGGGGUAAUCCGAGCUUCUGUAACACAAGAUAAAAACCCACUAGAACUAAAAGUACCAGUUUUGGACAUAAAAAUGCCGCAGUCAUCAGGACCAAAUGAAGAGAAACGUACUGUUUCAGCAGCUCCUGCGAUGCGAACAGAUGAAAAUGACAAGGAAGAAGAUGAAGUCAGUGAAGAUGAUUGGGAUGCUUUUCAGUCUUUUCCUGUCUCUAAAACUGAAGAUGGAGAUGAAUCAAGAACAGAACAUGCUGCUGAAGGCAAAGAUCCUAGCCUGGUUGAAAGCUCAUCAGAUAGGGAAGGUUCUAUUGGAAGUGUUGAGUUUCAAGAAUCUUCUGUUUUGAAAUCCCUCAAUAGAGAAAAGGAGCUAAAAGUUGAUGAAUAUCUAGAUGAUGUCAAAGAGAAACAUGACCAAACCAGUCCUGGUUCUAACGAGACAUAUGAUAACGAGUAUCAAAAGAUGGAGGAAGAAUUUCAAAGCUCUGAAGUGGCGACAGCAAUCCCAGGAAAUGAACUAGUUUCCUGUGAUAAGAACCCAGAGAUAGAAGCUGAAGAAUCAAUUAAAGAUGAACAUGAUAACGAGGAUCGAGAGAUGGAGGAAGAAUUGCAAAGCUCUGAAGUGGGGACAUCAAUCCCAGGAAAUGAACAAGUUUCUUGUGGCCAGAAGCCAGAAACAAAAGCUGAAGAAUCAAUUAAAGAUGAACAUGAUAACGAGGAUCGAGUGAUGGAGCAAGAAUUGCAAAGCUCUGAAGUGGGGACAUCAACCCCAGGAAAUGAACUAGUUUCUUGUAGUCAAAAGCCAGAGAUAGAAGCUGAAGAAUCAAUUAAAGAUGAACAUGAUAAUGGGGAUCAAAAGAUGGAGGAAGAAUGGCAAAGCUCUGAAGUGGCGACACCAAUCCCGGGAAAUGAAAUAGUUUCCAGUGAUCAGAAGCCAGAGAUUGAAGCUGAAGAAUCAGUUAACGAUGAACAUGAUAACGAGGAUCAGAAGAUGGAGGAAGAAUUGCAAAGCUCUGAAGUGGGAUCGUCAAUCCCGGGAAAUGAACUAGUUUCUAGUGAUCAGAGGCCAGAGAUUGAAGCUGAAGAAUCAGCUAACGAUGAACAUGAUUACAAGGAUCAAAAUAUGGAGGAAGAAUUGCAAAGCUCUGAAGUGGGAUCGUCAAUCCCGGGAAAUGAGCUAGUUUCUUGUGAUCAGAAGCCAGAGAUAGAAGCUGAAGGAUCAACUAAAGAUGAUUUAGUAGCCAAUUAUAUGCCUGACCAAGUAGUAUCAGAUUCUCUGGCACUUCAACCGGGGUCUUGCGGAUCAGAUAAUAAUGAACAGUCUGACAGAUAUGAUGAAGAUGCUAAGAAAGAGAGUGUAGAUGAAAACAAGAGUCAUGACCGGCAGCAAGAAAUGUCUGAGAGUCCAGUAGGGAGUGAAAAUAAUAUUACAAAAUUAGAACCAUCUGCUGAAGACCGUAUAGAAUAAGGUAUUUGUCUAUUGCAACAUUUUAAUUUGAAGUGUAUAAAAGUGUAUCUUCCAUCAGAGUCAUUUUUCCCAUUCCUACCAAUUUUAUUAUCUUUGCUUCCACUCAUUUGUAGCCUUACCCUCGUUAUUCAGGUUAUUUUUUGUUGGUCUUACAUCGUUUCAAGUUCCCAUAGCUAUAGUUCUAUGAUAGUCAACUGCUUUCCACACCAUAUUUUGUACAAUGAUACUGAAUGGCAAAUUUUCCCCUUAAGAGGUAAAAUAUUCUUUGUUUGGUUUCAAA
Molecule: messenger RNA, 7709 nt
Organism: Lotus japonicus
Lineage: Eukaryota; Viridiplantae; Streptophyta; Magnoliopsida; Fabales; Fabaceae
Product: protein SWEETIE
Exons: 48
Coding region: 116-7429 (2437 amino acids)
Biological process (GO): carbohydrate metabolic process
Source: RefSeq, a predicted model, not a curated record